GAAAAGAGGAACAAAGCUGAAGAAAAGUGACAGACAGAGCUGGACACUCCCAGGCUUCAUGUGAGUUGAACCGAUUUACAGUGUUUGGGUAAUGAAAAGAGCGGAUUUCUGGACGGCACCUCCCCUGUCCUGAGAUUUCUGCUGUGCUGUUACUCUCUGCUCGCCUCUGCUUCACUUUGUGAUCCACCAAGGGAAAAGGAACUGAAGAGGAAUAAAAUUUUCCCACCCCUCCCCCACAAUUCAGCUCCAGUGUACAGGGAUGGUGAUACGGGAAACAGUCAUCUUCAGAGACUAAAUUUGCUCAGUCUCACGUCUAGUUGCAUCAGGACUUUGCCAGGAAUGUCCUUUGAGAUCUGGAAAAGAAAUGCUUAAAGGAGCCUUCCACCUCAGUUUUGAACCGCAGCCACAACAGGCGACCAGAAACUGCCUCUGCUUGUGCCUGUGAAUUGAUUAACUACACCAAGCUGCUGAAUAACACUGUGCAGAGAUGCUGAAAUGUUUUGCGAGUUCUCCGGUAGGUGUGGCUGUUGGCGUUUCUCUCCUAGUACUCUUGCUGGUCUGCGGAAUUGGAUGUGCUUGGCACUGGAAUCGCCGGGAAAGCACACCAUUUACCUUACGGAAGUUUAUGCAAAGGAGAAGCAGCAGACAUAAAGACUUCUCGAAAACCGUCGGCUUGAGCGCCUACGUGACUAGCCCAAGCUCUAAAACCUCAGUGGAAAGCAAAGGCCACAAAUCCACUGCCAAGAGAAACAAGAUGCAAGGAAACUACGAAAAUGUGGAAGUGUGCCCUCCCGGCACCGAAGGGGCAACUGAGAAGGCACUGUAUGAAAACACGCAGCCAUCUAAUCUCGAGGAACAUGUCUACGGGAAUCAAACGGACCCCCUCUAUUAUAAUUUCCAGAAACCUAGCCCUGCUCCUCCUCCUCAAGAUGAAGACAUAUACAUCCUUCCAGAUUGCGACUAGCUUUUCAACAAACUGAGACUUGUUGCUGGAGGAAAACUGAUCACCAGGCCUCUGAGUGUACUGAUGACAUCAUGAUCAAAUUAUUCGGAUGAAAUCAGUGGUCUCUUUCCUAUCCCCACCCUUAUAAAUCCUCACUAAGAGAACCAUUAUAGACAAGUUCUAUGCCACGCCCUGCUCCAUGUGCCCUGCCUUCAGUUGAAUCUGUGCUGUAUUAUACUCUUUUUUCUUUUGAAAUAUUUCCUGUAACAGCUUUCCUUUGUUCCUUCCUAUACCAUCUCUUGAGGUUCAGCAUUAUUGCAGACUCCUAGUAGGUCGUCCUUCUGUGCUGAGGGGCUAACUCAAGACCUUUCACAAUGCCAGGUAAGUGCUCAAUUGUUGAGCCACAUUUCUAGCCUGGUCUUCUGAGUUACAUCCAAUCACUAGCCUAUGACACAGCAGGUUGAUCUUCAGAAAACAUUCUAGGUGGUCACAUCCCUAAUUUGUCAAAAAAAAGUAAUAAUUUUUAUGUUGCUUGAAAUAGAUAUAAAGCUCAAACCCUAACUCCAGAAUUCAUGACUAUUUCAGUCACACCUUCCUUUGUCAGUUAUUUCCCCUAACCCCUCACUUCUCUGCUUGCAUCUGUGUCAUCUCAGAGUGGCCAAGCCCCUCUCUCUGCUCCACUGUGUGACUUGUCUGCCUCUCAAGCCCACUUGGGGUCAUUUCUUCCAGCACCCUCAUGUCAAAUGUGCACUUCCUUUUUUAGACCUUGCUGCCUGUUUUCUUUGGGCAUUUAAAGAUAUAAAUGUUUGCUGUGCAUUUUAAUACUAAUGUAAUAUGAGGAUGUCUCAGGUUACAGUUAAACAGAAAUGAAGUGGUGCCUAGUAAUACUUUUAGAUCCAAAGCCACCAUAUGAGGAAAUCAAAGUUUGGUUAAUAGAAAAAGACAUGAAUCUUGCAGUUUGUCAAGGAAUUUUGAGAAAAACUAAUAAAUGUAUUAAUUCUAAAUCUA
Molecule: messenger RNA, 1951 nt
Organism: Mastomys coucha (southern multimammate mouse)
Lineage: Eukaryota; Metazoa; Chordata; Mammalia; Rodentia; Muridae
Gene: Gapt
Product: GRB2 binding adaptor protein, transmembrane
Exons: 2
Coding region: 488-964 (158 amino acids)
Cellular component (GO): membrane
Source: RefSeq, a predicted model, not a curated record